UUCAUCUAGUCAGGUUCUUUGGUUGUUUCGGAAUACGCCAGCAUGGGUCGUGUUAGGACAAAAACAGUUAAGAAAGCUUCAAGAGCUAUAAUUGAGAAGUAUUAUACUCGUCUCACAUUAGAUUUUCACACCAACAAAAGAAUAUGUGAAGAAAUUGCUAUUAUUCCUACCAAGCCUCUUAGAAACAAGAUAGCUGGGUUCGUCACACAUUUAAUGAAACGUCUGAGACAUUCCCAGGUGAGAGGUAUUUCCAUCAAGUUGCAGGAAGAAGAAAGAGAGAGGAGGGACAACUAUGUGCCUGAUGUUUCUGCUUUGGAACAAGAUGUCAUUGAAGUUGAUCCUGAAUCUCAUGGAAUGUUGAAGAUGUUGGAGUUCAGCAACAUAUCUGGUCUCCAGCUUGUUCAUCCUACAAACCAGAAUUAUGGGCGUCGUCCAUAAAUUUUAAUUAUAUUUUAAGCAAUGUUUUAUCAAUAAAAAUGAUUUAUAUAAACUUG
Nezara viridula (southern green stink bug) is the source of this 494-nucleotide messenger RNA. NCBI's taxonomy places the organism in Eukaryota, Metazoa, Arthropoda, Insecta, Hemiptera, Pentatomidae. The record is from the annotation of a GenBank genome assembly.